Molecule: messenger RNA, 2889 nt
Organism: Miniopterus natalensis
Lineage: Eukaryota; Metazoa; Chordata; Mammalia; Chiroptera; Miniopteridae
Source: RefSeq, a predicted model, not a curated record
CCACAGCUGUUUUAGGGCCCCGAUCAUAGGGGUUCCUUGUCUGGAGGAGGCAGCCUCCGGGCUGGGGAGGAGAAGUCGCUGCCAUCUCGGGCGGCCCAGGCGGUCCCCUGGGAUAGUCCACUUCCUGCCCUCAGUCCCUGGCUGAGUUUGGGCUCCCAGGUUCAGGGUUGGAAGUUGGACUUUUGAUGAUGUUUGACCCAGCAGCAGCAAUAGCGGGCAACGUGAGUUUGAAGUUGGGCUCAGCCUCUGUUUCUUCCAUCUUGUAAUCGCAAAGCGCACCUGGAGCAGGAAUUCCAGUCAUGUCUGUGAUGGUGGUGAGAAAGAAGGUGACACGGAAAUGGGAGAAACUCCCAGGCAGGAACACCUUCUGCUGCGAUGGCCGUGUCAUGAUGGCCCGGCAAAAGGGCAUCUUCUACUUGACCCUGUUCCUCAUCCUGGGGACAUGUACGCUCUUCUUCGCCUUCGAAUGCCGUUACUUGGCUGUCCAGCUGUCUCCUGCCAUCCCUGUGUUUGCUGCCAUGCUCUUCCUUUUCUCCAUGGCUACACUGUUGAGGACCAGCUUCAGUGACCCUGGAGUGAUCCCUCGAGCCCUGCCAGAUGAAGCAGCUUUCAUAGAAAUGGAGAUAGAAGCUACCAAUGGUGCAGUGCCCCAGGGCCAGCGACCGCCCCCUCGUAUCAAGAAUUUCCAGAUAAACAACCAGAUUGUAAAGCUGAAAUACUGUUAUACGUGCAAGAUCUUCCGGCCUCCCCGGGCCUCCCAUUGCAGCAUCUGUGACAACUGUGUGGAGCGCUUCGACCACCACUGCCCCUGGGUGGGGAACUGUGUUGGAAAGAGGAACUACCGCUACUUCUACCUCUUCAUCCUUUCGCUCUCCCUCCUCACCAUCUACGUCUUCGCCUUCAACAUCGUCUACGUGGCCCUCAAAUCCUUGAAAAUUGGCUUCCUGGAGACGUUGAAAGAAACUCCUGGAACUGUUCUGGAAGUGCUCAUUUGCUUCUUCACACUCUGGUCCGUCGUGGGACUGACUGGAUUUCACACUUUCCUUGUGGCUCUCAACCAGACAACCAAUGAAGACAUCAAAGGCUCAUGGACAGGGAAGAAUCGUGUCCAGAAUCCCUACAGCCAUGGCAACAUUGUGAAGAACUGCUGUGAAGUGCUGUGUGGCCCUUUGCCCCCCAGCGUGCUGGAUCGAAGGGGUAUUUUGCCCCUGGAGGAAAGUGGAAGUCGACCUCCUAGUACUCAAGAGACCAGUAGCAGCCUCUUGCCACAGAGCCCAGCCCUAACAGAACAUCUGAGCUCAAGCGAGAUGCCGGAGGACACCAGCACUCCUGAAGAGAUGCCACCGCCCGAACCCCCGGAGCCGCCACGGGAGGUGGCUGAAGCUGAGAAGUAGCCCAUCUACAGAAGAGACUUUUGUUUGCAUUUCACCAGGGCUGUGAGAGAUUUAAGGGGCGAAGAUAAACCCGAGACAGAGAACAAGCAAGCUGGUCUCCUUUGGUCUUUAUUCACCCGAUUGCACACUGGCAUUUUCUUGCUGCAAGUGUUUUUUUUUUUGUGUGUGUGUGUUGUUGUUGUUGUUUUUUUGUUGUUUUUUUUCUGGGCUCAAGGCAGUCACAGAAGAUGUCAGUGACCUCUGGUAACUGGACAAAUGGGUCUCUUGGGCCCUGGCACUGAUUUUCCACGGCCUCAGCCACGGAGUCUCCUUGGACUCCCCCUCCUUCCCUCCAGAUCUUAGCUCUCCCUGCUUGGGGUGGUUGGGCCAUUUGUGGGGUGAAAGGUUCUGAAGACUGGCUCGGUUCCUCUCCAGCUGCCACUUAGAUGAGCCCAGAGGCGGUCACGGAGGACUGUGGCCACGGAAUCCUAACUGGAUUCUCAGGGCCUUCAGAACCGAAGAGGCUGGAGAGUGGGGCUGAAGGAUUCUCCUGGCUACAAAGUGCCAACACUGCCCACACGUCCUUUCAGGAGUGGGGCACGUAGCGUCCACUUGUAUUUAUUCUUGUAGUUACUCCUUUAUCUCCCAUCCACUUUCUAACUCCCAGGCCCCACUCUUUUCCGAUUAGAGAUAUGGAAGUAAUUGCAGUAGAGGUAACAAUUUACAUUUCUUGUAGAUUCCCCGGAAACUUUUUUUUAAUACCAGUGCCAUUGUCAAUACGAAUUGAUGAGAUGCCAGUGGCAUCGCCCCUUGCACUCUGUCUCAUGUCUCCUCCUUUCCUUUUUCAUCGGCCUCUUUUUAUUUGUUUUCCUUCUGACUCUUGCUCCUGUUAGGGGCACGAAUGGCAGUAAUAAUAAAAGUCUGCACUCUGGCGGAUCCUCUCCUCAGAGGGAGGCCAAGUGCUCACUUAAACACUACCCCCCAGACUCCCUGUGUGAGGCCUGCAGAGGCCCUGAAUGCACAAACGGGGAAACCAAGGCACAGAGAGGAUCUCCUCUCCUCUCCUCCUUUCCUCUCCUCUCCCCCUAUGUCCCCUCAAAAAAGAAAAAAACGACAAAAAAAGACAACUAGUACUUCCAUUAGGGCUCGGCUGAGUGAGGAGGGAAAGCCCAGCACUGCUGCCCUCCUGGGUGACCCACUCCAAGGCCUUGGCCCACCUUGGGCUUAAUAACCACACCAGGGCUUCCGCCAAGCCUCACUCUUCCAGCACUUCCACCGGCAGAGUCCCAGAGCCACUCCACCCUGGGGUGGGCUGCGACCCCCCAGUCAGCUCUGCUCAGGACCUGCUCUAUUUCAGGGAAGAAGAUUUAUGUAUUAUACGUGGCUAUAUUUCCUAGAGCACCUGUGUUUUUCUCUUUCUAAGCCAGGGUCCUGUCUGGAUGACUCAUGGGGAGGGAGAUGUGUAAAUGCGAACUUUUAACCUAUUGGAAGGUGAUUAAACUGUGUCUAAUGCAAA